Messenger RNA from Taeniopygia guttata (zebra finch), 699 nucleotides. The record is from RefSeq and is a predicted model, not a curated record. NCBI's taxonomy places the organism in Eukaryota, Metazoa, Chordata, Aves, Passeriformes, Estrildidae.
GGCGGCGGAAGGGGGCGGGGCCUGCGUGGCGCGCGCCGGCGGCAGCGAUGCUUUUUUACUCCUUCUUCAAGUCCCUGGUGGGGAAGGACGUGGUGGUGGAGCUGAAAAACGACCUCAGCAUCUGUGGGACGCUGCACUCGGUGGAUCAGUACCUGAACAUCAAACUGACCGACAUCAGCGUCACCGACCCCGAGAAGUACCCGCACAUGCUGUCGGUGAAGAACUGUUUCAUCCGAGGAUCGGUGGUUCGCUACGUGCAGCUGCCGGCGGACGAGGUGGACACGCAACUCCUGCAGGACGCGGCGAGAAAAGAGGCGCUGCAGCAAAAACAGUGACCCCAAAAAAUUUGGGGGGACCCCCAAAAUUUGGGGGAACCCCAAAAUAUUCGGGGAACCCCAAAAAAUUCGGGGAACCCCAAAAAAUCCCCGUGAAAAACUCAAAAUCUUCAGGGAAACCCGACAGAAAUUACUAAAAACGCCCCAAAAAUUUAUUCAGGGGGACCCCAAAAUUUGGGGGAUCUCCAAAAUUUGGGGGACCCCAAAAUCCUCGAGGGAAUCCCAAAAUAUUCGGGGAACCCCAAAAAAUUCGGGGAUCCCCUAAAAAAUCCCAGUGAAAAACCCAAAAUCUUCAGGGAAACCCGACCCAAAUUGAUGAAAAAACCCUAAAAUUUAUUAGGGGGGACCCCAAAAUUUGGGGGAU